Molecule: messenger RNA, 2157 nt
Organism: Penicillium crustosum
Lineage: Eukaryota; Fungi; Ascomycota; Eurotiomycetes; Eurotiales; Aspergillaceae
Exons: 4
Coding region: 1-2157 (718 amino acids)
Source: RefSeq, a predicted model, not a curated record
AUGUGGAAUAGGGACUCACUCGACCGCGACACUGAAUUAAUACCGAUUCCCCACCACCGAAGUGCAGAUUUGCUGAUCCAAAGUACAUCAGAGCGCGAGUCUGAAAGAUACUCGGAGAGAGAGACAGAAAGACUCGCCGUAUACAAUGAGGAGUUCAAGCCCAAACAUGGUUGGCUCUUUCAAGGUGGAGACCAGUUCCAAGGCUGGAGGUUCACUAUCUGUCUGGCUUUUAUCGCCAGUCUGAUCGUCUUCCUUUUCAACCUCGGCUUUAUGCUCUAUACUAUCUCUCAUCAUCGACAGGAUGAUACGGAGGGGACCCUGUACCAGGGUGAUUGCGAUAAAGUGCAGCAUUUGGACAUUGGCUUCCAUUUGCUGAUCAACAUCUUGAGCACGACUCUGUUGUCUGCUAGCAAUUUUGGGAUGCAAUGCCUCGCUGCACCGACAAGACGAAAUAUCGACCGAGCUCACCGAAAAGGGAAAUGGCUCGACAUCGGAGUGCCCAGUAUCCGCAACCUUUUCCGUGUAUCUAAAGGACGAUCGCUCUUAUGGAUAUGCCUGGCAUCCUCCUCUCUCCCUUGUCACCUCAUGUACAACUCAACAAUCUUCUCAACAACCUCCGUCGCAGCCUACAAUAUCUUUCUAGGACAUGGAGAUCUGGGCAAAAUCUAUUCGCCAGACCUCGAAGUACCACUCCAUGACACAGACAAAUGGUCCUCCUUCAACGGACUCUUGUCAUCCGCCAAAAACGGAUCUCUGCAGCAUCUCGACCCAAAGGAAUGCGUGGAAAAUUACGCUCAAACCUUCCAGACAACCUAUGGCGAUCUUCUUCUUGUCACCGAGCAAGUGUCAACAAACACUUCAUAUGUUUACCUUACGACGCAGGGCGUAUUAAAUCCUCGGCGAUACCUGGAUCUCACGCCCCCGCAGGCAGAUCCGUAUAGGUGGCUUUGCCCAAGUGAUUGGAGCGAUGACUGCGAAGUGUAUUUGCCAACUAUUCAGUCUCAAAUAAAGAAGGACGACUGGUCCGUGGGAGGUACUAGUUCGUCGGGUGGUGGGUGGAAGAUUGAUUACUGUCUCGCCAAAAAGGCGAGACAAUUCUGCAAAUUGCAGUACUCUUUUCCAUUAACCAUGGUCGUUAUUACAUUCAAUCUGGUUAAGUCUACCAUAUUGUGUUAUAUGUGGUUUGGUAUGAAAGAAGCCCCCAUCCUGACCAUCGGUGAUGCUAUUGCCUCCUUCCUACGUCGCCCCGAUCCAUAUACGAAGGGUGGAUGUCUCCUUCUUAACCGAGAAGCCGAAUCCAUGUCUAGGUCUUCAUCAGCAUCAAUCAAAAAGUAUCCACUGCAUGAAGCGAGAAAGGGGCUCAUGGCUAUCUUUGCCUGUAUCGCCCUUCUCAUAUACGGCAUCACCCAAAUAAAAACCGGGUCAACCGUCUGGAAAGCAACCCUAGGCGAAGUAAAUCCAAGCACCCUCAUAAUUGGCGACCACUGGCCCGGCACUCUAAUACCAAUCGUGAUAAUUGCUAACAUGCCCCAACUCAUGUUCUCCUUCCUCUACUUCGCCUUCAACAGCCUCCUAACCGCAAUGAAUAUCGGCGCAGAAUGGAGCGGUUACGCCGUCAACCGAAAAGGACUCCGAGUCUCAGGUAGUCCAUCCUUCUCGCAACGCAGUAACUAUUUCCUCUCAUUGCCAUAUCGCUAUGCAAUCCCACUCAUGGUAGUCUCUGCUCUUCUGCACUGGCUUAUCUCACGGAGUCUAUUUAUUGUGGGAAUUGAUGCAUACAGUCCAAGUAUGGAGAGACAGCAGGAUAAUGACAUCCUCACAUGUGGAUACUCGCCUGUUGCGAUUGUCAGCUCCAUUGCGGUUGGGAGCUUUAUGUUUUUCUGUGUGGUUGGACUGAGUUUCAGGCUGUUUGAGUCGGGCAUGCCCGUUGUGGGAAGUUGCAGUUUUACCAUUUCUGCGGCGUGUCACCCGGCUUUUGAUCCGAAUCGUGAAGGCAAUGGGGAGAUCGACCAAGGGAUGGAAUGCGAAAAUGAAGACGAGGAUAUGGCUUUAUUACCCGUUCAAUGGGGUUCAGUGCCGGUUGUGGGAUCGGUGGGACAUUGCAGCUUCACGUCCGGGGACGUGGAAGAGCCCCACGGGGAGCAGAAAUAUCUGUAG